Molecule: messenger RNA, 342 nt
Organism: Pieris macdunnoughi
Lineage: Eukaryota; Metazoa; Arthropoda; Insecta; Lepidoptera; Pieridae
Source: the annotation of a GenBank genome assembly
AUGAAUAUACCAUUUCCAACUUUAAUGCCUCGUUUGGUGGACACUAAAUGGUUUAAAGCUGAUAGCCCUUGUGAUGAAGAAGCCGAACUCACCAGCCUAGAACAAGAACAUCAAUACAGCUUAACUUCUGUUAUACAAAAGUUUACUAAAAGGUCACCCAUUGGCAAAACUGAGCCAGAGACAAUGGAAGAGGAGGCUGAAUCGGAUGAAGGCAAUGAAGAAUCAGAAGAUACAGAGGAAUCUCAUGAUGAAGAUGAAGAAUUAAGAGCUCCAUAUUCACCAUCCCAUAAUAAUAAUGAGAUAGGUGACUCUGUUGAUGACCUCCAGCUUCCAGAGGAAUAA